AUGGCCGCUCAUGGCUCUGUAAGUAGCCGUCUUUCUCAGAGUCUUACGGAGGAAGAUGUCCCCGGAGCAUCGCUUCAGGGAAGAAACCCGACUGCUCUUAAAACAGAUGAACUUCGCUUUUGGUUAAAAUGUCGUGGCGAUCCAGCAAAGGGGUUAAAAACAAAGGCACAAUUGUCGAAAAGGUAAGUACAGUAUUUGUCAGUCGUUCGUGAUACUUUUUAGAAUUAAAAGAGACUUUGAUAUUGUAAAUGGAGAUCAAAAGAUUUAGGAGUUAUUUUUCUCUAUGAAAUGUUUCAAAAAUGUAAUGAUUAAUAGUUUUUCUACUUUUCAUCUUGAAGAGUUCUUGAAUAUGUUGCGUCUGGUCGUGAUAAAGAUGUUGUGGAUCCCGAUAAAAAUCUGAUAUACACGCGUCGAAAGGCGAGACAAGAACAACUCGCUCAAAGUGAUGCGAUGCCUGAGGAAAGUACUGGAUGGUCUACAAGUUUGCAACGAAUGCCAUUAUUCACAAGGGCAGAGAUGGAUUUACAUAUUUCUAAAUCUGGAAAAAACUUUGACAGAAAUAAACAGAACCAUGCUGUUCCAACAAGCAUGAAAAAGGCAAAAACAUUUCUUGAUGAUGAAUACCUGAAAGACUUAACUUGCGCAAGUGAUGACCAAUAUUUCUAUUUCAAAUGCUUGUGUUACCAUAGCUUUAAAAAAAAUGAGCCACCCCACAAAUUACAAGUUGCACUUUGUUUAGUGAGUGGAGUUGUUAAAUAUGCUUCGUGA
This is a messenger RNA of Pocillopora meandrina, 768 nucleotides long. NCBI's taxonomy places the organism in Eukaryota, Metazoa, Cnidaria, Anthozoa, Scleractinia, Pocilloporidae. The record is from the annotation of a GenBank genome assembly.